UUAUGCUCUUUAUUUAUUUAUUUGUUUGGGACAGUUUGGCACAAACAGAGGCAGAGUACGUGACAAUAUUCCUGAGCUUUUGUUCUGAGCUGCCUCAGCCGGGCAGAAACCUGAAAUCCAGCGGGUACCACUGAGAACAUUGGUGCUCCUUGGCCUGGAUCCAGCCGAGUUUCCCUGGGUGGAAUCACCCCUGGGGGUGGUGGCACCACAGGACACCCCUGGUCACCUGUGAAAUCCCUGUCCCCAGGGGCACAGCGAGGGAUCCCCUGCGAGGGACAGAGCGGGUGAGAGCAGGUGAAAGAAGAGUUCUUGGAAAACCACGUCAAGCCCCAGGCUGUCCCAAUGCCAGCCCCCACCCUGCAGCCCGCCCAGCUCCGUGAGUAACCUUCGCUGGGGACCUGCUGUCACUCGGAGUGAGAGCUGUGCUCGCCUCGUGCUGCUGGGUGAGAAAUUCUUCUGGGGGAGGAGGAGGAGGACGGCAGUGACACUCGAAGCCUGCUGGAAUCGCUGGCUGCUCUGGCAGAAAGCCCGCAGGAGCCUUCGGACUGGAAUUCUGCAGAGGGACAGUGCCACUGGAGGAAGUGGCAAAGCCCUCGUAGCAAGAAGAGCCUGAGUGGGAUCAUCUCCAAAAUCCAGUCCUUUCCUUCAGUGUUCCUUUAAGCUUCUGUGUCCUUCACUUCAUCUGGUUUUCCCUCUGGAAAAAAAGCCGGGAGAAGAUGCACUGAGGUGUCACAUCAAGGGAGGGAAGCUCGGAUCCCGCCCUGGUGGCUGCUGCACCCCCAGCGCUGGAGAGGAGCGGAGCCGAGGGAAUUGCUGCCAUUCCCAGCUGCUGCCGUGUCCCCUGGCCGCCCGUGCUCGCCGUCCCCUGGCUGGGCGCUGCUGGAUGGGGAUCUCUGCCGCAGGAGCAGGCUCUGCACUCCCGGGCGGGCGAGCAGCGCUGGCACAGCUCGCUGCUCCAUGCUGCACAGGCCGUGUGGAUAAGCUGCUGCUGGCAGAAGAUCCCUCCUGGAGCAGCUGCUGGCUGUAGGCCCAGCGAGGCAAGGGUCAGCAGAGCCUGUCCUGCGGCAUGGCUUCCGAGCUGGAGCAGCAGGAGCCCCCCCAGGCCAACGGGGCCGUGCCCGGGGGCUGCGCGGCCGGCCCGGAGCGCGCCCAGCCCGCCGAGCCCCUGCGGCCCCAGGGCGGCGGCGUGGAGCUGCUGCUGGAGUCCCGAGCCAACGCCAAGGGCGUGAGGGAGGAGGAUGCCCUGCUGGAAAACGGCAGCCAGAGCAACGAGAGCGAUGACACCAGCACGGAGCGGGGCGCCGAGCCCGCCCCGCCGCUCAAGGAGACCUCCUUCUCCAUCGGGCUGCAGGUGCUCUUCCCCUUCCUGCUGGCCGGGUUCGGCACCGUGGCUGCCGGGAUGGUGCUGGACGUGGUGCAGCACUGGGACGUCUUCAAAUACGUGACUGAGGUUUUUAUCUUGGUUCCUGCUCUGCUGGGCCUGAAGGGGAACCUGGAGAUGACCCUGGCAUCCCGUCUGUCCACAGCUGCUAAUAUUGGCCAGAUGGACACCCCCAAGGAGCUCUGGAAGAUGAUCACAGGGAACAUGGCUCUGAUCCAGGUCCAGGCCACCGUGGUUGGAUUCCUGGCCUCGAUUGCAGCCGUGGUGUUCGGGUGGAUCCCUGACGGGCACUUCAGCCUGGAGCACGCGGUGCUGCUGUGUGCCAGCAGCGUGGCCACUGCCUUCAUCGCCUCCCUGGUGCUGGGCAUGAUUAUGAUUGGGGUGAUCAUUGGCUCCAGGAGGAUGGGGAUCAACCCUGACAACGUGGCCACGCCGAUCGCCGCCAGCCUGGGCGACCUCAUCACGCUGGCUCUGCUCUCUGGGAUCAGCUGGGGCUUGUACAAGGAGCUGGAGAGCAAAGCCUACGUGAACCCCUUGGUGUGUGCCUUCUUCAUCUCCCUGCUGCCCCUCUGGAUCGUGGUGGCCAAGAGGAACUCGGCCACCAGGGAGGUGCUGUACUCGGGCUGGGAGCCCGUCAUCAUCGCCAUGGCCAUCAGCAGCGUUGGGGGGCUGAUCCUGGACAGGACGGUGUCGGAUCCCAACUUUGCUGGCAUGGCAGUUUUCACACCUGUCAUCAAUGGUGUGGGAGGCAACCUGGUGGCAGUGCAGGCCAGCCGCAUCUCCACCUACCUGCACAUGAGUGGGGAGCCUGGAGAGAGCCCUGGCACGGCCCCCAGGAGGUGCCCCAGCCCCUGCAGCACCUUCUUCAGCCCAGACGUGAACUCCCGCUCUGCCCGCGUGCUCUUCCUCCUGGUGGUGCCCGGGCACCUGGUUUUCCUCUACACCAUCAGCUCCAUGCAGGGGGGCCACACCACGCUCACCCUCAUCUUCAUCCUGUUCUACAUGACAGCAGCACUGCUCCAGGUGCUGAUCCUGCUCUACAUUGCUGACUGGAUGGUGCACUGGAUGUGGGGCAGGCACCUGGACCCUGACAACUUCUCCAUCCCCUACCUGACAGCCCUGGGGGACCUGAUUGGGACAGGGCUGCUGGCCCUCAGCUUCCACGUGCUCUGGCUCAUCGGGGACCGGGACUCUGAUGUUGGGGAUUAAAUCCCUCUCUGCUCCCUUCCCACGGCUCUCCCCUUCCAUUUGUUGUUUCUUUGCUUCCCCCUCCUCCCACCCCCUAGAGACUUCACCUUUGAUAUCAGAUUCUCAUUAUUUUCAAUGGGAAUUUUACGUGGUUUCUACUUCAAGCCAAGUUUGUACAGAAAGCCUAUCUAGUUUUAGGGAGGACAAACAAACAAACAGAAGUGUAACCAGACAAUCACUAAGUGCAAUUUUCGUAGCAGUUGUGUCUGAACCAAGGUUCCAUGAAGCUCCUGCUCAGCCAGGUCGUGCAGGGCCCCCCCUGCCCACCCCCCCCAGGUGUGGAGCUGCUUUUUUCGCUUCAUAAGCGUUUUAAACCCUCAGCUGGAGCUCAGCCCUGCUGAGCUGGCACCUCCAGCAGAGCCAGCCCUGCCUGGGCUCUGGAGCUCUCAUCGGGGAGGGGGUGAGGAGGGAGAUGAGGAAGGCUCCUGUGCCCCCCAGGAGUGGCAGUGAGCUCAUUCUGAGAUCCCCAGCCCUGGCUGGGCUCUGCUGUACCUCCCAGGCUGCUGCUGCCCUGCUGAGCUGGGCUCAGCUGCUCUGAGCCCCACCAGAGGGGCUGGGGACCCUCCCCUGCAGGAUCUGCUGGAGCUCCUGGUGCUGCUCCAUUUCCCUGGCUCCCCUCAGUGCAGCUGAGGGCUGGAAGGACAAACAGCUCCUGGUCUGUGUGUCCAGGUUUGCUUUUGGCUGCUGAGGGGCCCCUUGCAGCCCCCAGUGCUGAGCUGGGGAGGAGCAUUUUGCUCUGUCUGUUAGGGAUGGAUGUCCAUGGAUCCAGGGGAUUUCUCUCUCUGUGUAGCUGGGAAACAGCUGGAAAUGCAGGCACAGCUGGAUUGGUGCAGCUCUGGGGAACAGGAGCCCCCCUGGCCCUGUGCAAAGUCUGGGGUUGGGGUUCAGCCCAGCUGGGGGUGCAGGGUUCCUGCUCUGCUGCUUCCCCUCCUGCUUUCUGUGCUGCUCCCAUCAGGGCUGGCUGGGAUUCCCUCCCUUCCCCAUGGAAGGGCAGCAAAAGCCCAGAGCUGGAGCACCCAGGUGGGCAAAUCAAGACCAAAGUCAGUCCAGGAUCCUUGUCCCAGCCCAGGAGCUGGUGCAGAGCUGGCCCUGCUGCAAGAGGGGUCAGGAUUAUGGAAUUCUGGAGAGCCACAGGAGCCCAGCCUGGCUCUUGGCUGCUCCCUGGAGCUGUGGGAGCCCUUCCUGCUGCUGCUGGGGUGCAGAGGCAGGUGAGCUCAGGCUGCUCCUCCCCAGCCCCUCAGAGGAGCAGGGUUGUAUUUCUGAGAUGAUUUUCCCCUUUUUUCCCUUGCUAAUCCAACAUCAGGCUCAGUCCCCCUCCUCUCUCUGCUCCCUGGGAGCAGCUCUGAUCCUGCUCCUCCCCCUGUGACAUUUCACAGAUCUGCUUUGGCCAAAGCUGUGCUCCAAAAACCCAACACACAGCAAACCCUGUCCCUGUGUGCUCACCCCUCAGCCCAGGGACUCCUGGAAUAUUUCCUGGAGUAUUUUAUUUUCUGGAAUAUUUUCUGGAAUAUUCUCAGCUGCUCACUUGGUUUCUCUGCCUGAUGUUGAAGAAUAAAUGCACGACUUGCUUCCAUUAGCACUUCAGCUUUUAUGGAUGCACAGAGAAACUCUGCUGGCCUUUCACAUCACCACUGAAUUCCCCAGGAAAAGAUUCCCUAGAGGAGGAAUCUGCCUCUCCUGGUUGGGGGUGGGGGGUCUGUACAUUAAAUAUGGUCAGAGGUGUGCUUGGGGAAUGGUCAGGGAAGAAUCUAAUUUAAAAUUGAGGAAUAGUGAUGGAAAAAAAAAACCAAACAAAUCUCUUCCCACUGGUUGCACUCCAAUGCAUGCCUACUCUCUACAGCUGCCUGCAGAUGAAAAUCCUGGUUUACUCUUUUAUUAAAGGAAAAAGACUGUCUUAAUUAUUUAUAGUUCCUAUAACUGACAGAUGUUGACUUAAUGGAUAAAUUAUAUUUGGUUAAAUAAAGAUGACAUUUAUUUAUGUGGA
Messenger RNA from Oenanthe melanoleuca, 4613 nucleotides. RefSeq names its product solute carrier family 41 member 1 (gene SLC41A1). Gene Ontology annotation, molecular function: monoatomic cation transmembrane transporter activity. Lineage: Eukaryota; Metazoa; Chordata; Aves; Passeriformes; Muscicapidae. The coding region runs from base 1067 to 2590 and encodes 507 amino acids. Gene Ontology annotation, cellular component: plasma membrane. The record is from RefSeq and is a predicted model, not a curated record. Gene Ontology annotation, biological process: monoatomic cation transport. The transcript is spliced from 11 exons.